This is a messenger RNA of Symbiodinium necroappetens, 1264 nucleotides long. NCBI's taxonomy places the organism in Eukaryota, Dinophyceae, Suessiales, Symbiodiniaceae. The record is from the annotation of a GenBank genome assembly.
AUGCGUGUCUGGAAGCUUUCUGGGGAAGAGCUGGUCGUGGACAACAUCGGAGAUAUGAUCAAGGUAAUUGAGUUGAAGCGGCACAUUUACGAAGUCUCUGGGUACUCACGCUUUCGCCAGAGGCUUCUUCAUGGGUGCAUUGUCCUGCAUGACAAUGCUAACCUGAACGGCCUCGGCGAUGUUCAGCUUGAGUUCCUCCCUCUUGUAGCUCCUACCGAGAUGCAGAUCGCCAUGCUCACGCAUGCAGCUCUCGAUGGUGAUGUGUCGCAGGUUGAAAAGUUGCUGCAACAUCCCGUGAACCCAACACUUCCGGAUCGUUUCGGCAUGACAGCUCUUGACUGGGCGUCUUCUGCAGGAGAUGUGGACAUGGCAAGGGUGCUGCUAGAAGCUGCAAACGACAAGGACUUGUCAGAGAGUGGUUGCACGACUGCUCUGGGAUAUGCAUCUUACCAUGGCCAUGGUUCCCUUGCAGCUUUGCUUGUGGAUGCCAAGGCACGAAUUGAGGGCUCAUGCAGUGUUGACGGGAGGCGAGCGCUGCACUGGGCAGCCAUCGGUGGUCAACCAGACGUAGUUCGGCUCCUCUUGCGUUCCAGGGCAAACCCCAAUUCAACUGCCGCCGACGGAACAGCACCAGUUCACAGAGCUGCCUACUACGGCUACUCAAUCGUUGUUCGGUUGCUCCUAAAGGCAGCUGCGAUUCCCAGCUUGAUGGACAACUAUGCUGAGACCCCAAUUCACAAAGCAUCCUGUCGUGGUCAUUCAGACAUUGUGCAGCUGCUUUUGACGGCUGAGGCAAGCCGAUGCUUGGGUGUGGAUCUCGCUGGGUUCUUCGGCAGUGCAGCAUGGGAUGCCACAUUUCGAGCAGGUCGUUUGGACGUGGUCUUGCUGCUGCAUGCCAGCCGAAGUUCAGUAGUCUGUUUUCCUCGAUCUCUCCUCGUCGAAGUCACACGCUUCCUGUUGGAAUUUGGUCCUUGCAGGGAGUUUGUGCUCCACUCGGCAUGUCGGGCAGGUCAUGGAGACAUCAUAGAAGUGCUCCUGCACAGUGGUGCUGGGGUUGACAUCAAUGCAGGUGACGAUGAUGGCAUGACCGCUCUCCAUCACGCGGCUUUCUAUGGCCAUGUAGGCAUCGUAGAUCUACUCUUGGAAGCCCGAGCCAAUCCCAAUCUAGUCAUGUCAGUGCUUGAUUCACCAGAGAUGUCGGCCGUGGACUUGGCGUCUUUUGGGGUGGCAGUGCUGAGUGCGGAGGAGUGCCGGUGUGGCCCAG